This is a messenger RNA of Blepharisma stoltei, 276 nucleotides long. NCBI's taxonomy places the organism in Eukaryota, Ciliophora, Heterotrichea, Heterotrichida, Blepharismidae. The record is from the annotation of a GenBank genome assembly.
AUGAUUGUUCAUAGGAUCUCUAAGAUCGGAAAAUCUCUGGAAGUAGAGAAAUAUGGCGGCUUAUCUAAGGAAGUCGCUCUUGCUUUAAAAAAGAUGUGCGAAAGCACAAAUAGCAAGAGCGCAAGGGCUAAAAGGAGUUAUGCCUUGACGAUAGUAGGCCAAUUGGAGUCUCUCUUAAAAUCCCCAAAAAUUUCUGAUGGUCUCAAGACUUAUAUACGGAGACUUCAAAAGCUAUUUCAAGAGCUUUUACAUUUAAAUUUUUUUAAUUUAAAUUAA